Messenger RNA from Neolamprologus brichardi, 2511 nucleotides. NCBI's taxonomy places the organism in Eukaryota, Metazoa, Chordata, Actinopteri, Cichliformes, Cichlidae. The record is from RefSeq and is a predicted model, not a curated record.
GCCAUGGAAGCUCCUGAGGUUCCGGCGCCACCUCUACCUGAAAUGACGGAAGAGAACGGCAGUGCCGCCGUGGUUCCUGAGGCUCCUGUUGGCCCCGACCCUGCUUCCUUCUCCAUGCAACCAGCCGCAGUGGAUGAAGAAGGGGAGCUACCUGCAGACUUUGAGCGUCUGUGGAAGGCCGCUCAUGACAAUCCUCAAGACUUCACCUCCUGGACUGACCUGCUGCAGUACUGUGAGCAGGAGGGUCACGUCACAUCUUCACGUAGAGCACUAGAAGCCUUCCUUGUUCGCUAUCCACUCUGCUAUGGUUACUGGAAGAAAUUUGCUGAUCUGGAGCGCCGCGUUGGGCUUAACGACAAAGCAGAGGAGGUGUGCAUUCAGGGUCUUCAGGCAAUCCCUCUCAGUGUAGAUCUGUGGAUCCACUACAUCAAUCUGCUGCUAGGAACACUAGACAUGAACCUUCCUGAGUCACCCAAGCGGAUUCGCAGUGUGUUUGAGGAUGCUGUCGCGGCAGCCGGUUUGGACUUCCACUCAGACCGGCUUUGGGAUCUGUAUGUUGAGUGGGAGAAGGAGCAGGGGAACAUGAAGAACGCAACAGCCGUCCUGGACAGAGUCCUCAGAGUCCCCACACAGCUCUACAACACCCACUACGACAAGUUUAAAGAGCAUCUGAACAACCAUGAACCUAAAGAGGUGCUUUCUCCAGAGGAGUACGAGGAGCUGAGGGAGCUGUGCCGUCAGAGCCAGAAAGCGGAACGAGCCGAACAAUCGCAGGAGGAGGAGAAGGAGAGGCCGCCGGGUGAGGAAGAGCCCGCCACACCCGAGGGCACAGACACAGAGGAAUUGAUGCAGAAGAUUAGGGAGCAGGUGUUACUACGAAGGGACAAAGUGUAUCAGGACAACGAGGGAGAAGUCCGGAAGAGAUGGCACUUUGAAGAUGCCGUGAGUUUGUCCUUCUGUGAUUCGCUACUGCUGUAGUUUUUGUGUCUCUAUCUAAGAGAAUCUAGGAGAAAUCCAAACCAGGCCACCACAGAGGAGUCGGAGGUCAUGGCCCCUCCACAGGAACCAUCGGAGGACACUAUAGCUGCUCAAGAUGACCACAGAGUUCGCAUCCUCUUUGAACGUUGCCUGAUCGCCUGCGCACUCUAUGAGGAAUUCUGGUCCAGGUACAUUCAGUACCUGGAGCCACAGAGCGUGGACGAGGCCCGGGCGGUUUAUAAACGAGCCUGUGAAAUCCACCUGGCGUACAAACCCAACAUCCACAUGCACUGGGCGACCUUUGAGGAGAGGCACGGUGACUUAACUGAAGCUCGGCGAGUGUUGGAAGCCCUGGAGAAGAAACUGCCAGGUUUGGCGGUCGUCCGUAUCCGCAGGGCUGCUUUGGAGAGACGAGCCGGCCAGCUGGAUCAGUCGGAAGCCUUGCUGAGGGAGGCGGUGGCUGAAUCCAGAGAGAAGCCCACGUUACACGCUUUCUAUUCAAUCAAGCUGGCUCGAUCGCUGCUAAAACUGGGCAGGGACCCCAGCAGUGCCCGCAGUGUUUUACAGGAAGCGCUGGAAAUUAGUCCGGAUAAUGAUAAACUGCACAUGAACCUGUUGGAGCUGGAGGUUUCAGGUGACCCCUGGGCCUCAGCCGAGGCGGUGCAGGAGUGUGUGACACGAGCUCUGGCAGCUCCUCUCGAACCUCACACCAAGAUCCUCUUCUCACAGAGGGGCCUACAGUUCGCAGAGGACUACAGCAACUCUAUCCAGAGUGUGCUGUCUGUUUACGAGGAGCACCAGAAGCUGCUGAAGGAGCUCGGUGGAACAAAGAGAGAAGCAGAGAACGGGGAUGAAGAUCCAGAGAAGCUGAGCAAAACUGAUGACGGCUCUGCUGUGUCUGCACAAGUCCCACCUACCAUGCCGCACGUCCCCAUCACCACGCCGCCUCCUCCUGUGAUGGGCGCCGAUAUGAGCGCACAGACUGGCUACGGAGGAUACAGCAGCUGGUACCAGCAACCACAAUACGGCAGCUACGGCUACCAAAACACCUGGAACUACAACCAGGGCUACUAUCCACCGAGCUAGAGAGAGCAACAGCAAAAGACCGCAUCAGGCCACUGAACAAUAAAACUGAACUGAACAGUCCUCCAGACUGUGGAGAAGUUUCAUCCUGCUAAAGUUCAUCCAGUCAUUAUUCUUCCCUCUCCGUCCUUCCUCUCAGUCACCUCACUGUCUCACUGGAUUUAUGAAAACGAGGAGUUGAGGUCAUUUAAAAGAUCAUCUUUUCAUUUUUUUUUUUCCCUGAACAGCAGGCGGAAAGAUGAAAGGAAACACGGCGCUCAUCUUCAGUGGCGUGUCUUUGAAUUUUAAUCAGAACUAUUUUUGUAUUCGUUGCAAGUUGACCGCGUUGCUCGUGUUUUAAAAUCAUCCAACUUCACAGGUGAUGUAUGAUUGACAUUUUGUACCAUUCCACAGACUAGGCUAUGUUUUUUUUCUAAUGUAUAUAAAGGUGUUUUAUAGUGUGUCACAACA